Molecule: messenger RNA, 1864 nt
Organism: Drosophila nasuta
Lineage: Eukaryota; Metazoa; Arthropoda; Insecta; Diptera; Drosophilidae
Gene: Ugt304A1
Product: UDP-glycosyltransferase family 304 member A1
Exons: 2
Coding region: 61-1611 (516 amino acids)
Molecular function (GO): UDP-glycosyltransferase activity
Source: RefSeq, a predicted model, not a curated record
GUUGAAUUCCACAUUUGCUUCACAUUGGAACUACUUCGCUAAAAGUGAUUUAAGUUUAGAAUGCGCCUGCAACGCCUGCCCCUUGAGGUGAUUGGCCUUGCGGUGCUCUUGUUACCCGUGGGUCAAACAUGGGCUGCCAGAAUACUACUUGUAUUUCCCUACGAUAUGCAUUCGCAGUGCAGUCUUUUGACACCAUUUUUGCAAGCAUUGAGGGAUCGUGGUCAUGAAUUGACUUUAAUACACGCGUUUGCAAAUUGUCCAAUCGCAAGAGAAAUACACUCUAUUUUCGUAAAUGAUGAGUAUCAAACAGGAUUAAAUUACGAUGAUUUUUGGAGCCUUUCCAAAUGGAAUGAACUACAGUCUAUACGAAACUUUAUGGUAAAAAUCAACCUGAAUGUGUUAGUCAAUGCCGAAGUUCAGAUGUUGAUGCGUUCCAAUGUUAGCUACGAUUUAAUUGUAAUGGAACCAUCUCACACGGACGCACUCUUCGGCAUGGCAGCACAUUUCAAUGCCACCUUGAUGGGCCUUGCAACAUGUGGUGGUGAUUGGAACUUGGAUUCUUUGGUGGGACAUUCGGCUGCAUCGACAUUUGAACCUAUUAUGCCUAUAGGCUUCAAACGUAGCAUAACUUUGAUUGAUCGCUUCUACAAUUGGAUGCUUAUAUCUGAGGAAUGGAUGAUGCACAAACUCUUUUUUCUACCAGGUCUACGAGCUCUACAUGAUCAGUUUUUUGGUCAUCUAACACAGAGUUUUGAGGAUAUACGUCAGAACUUUUCGCUGAUAUUGUUGAACCAACACUUCAGCUUAUUCGAUGCCCGUCCAAAUGUGCCUAGCCUCAUUGAGGUUGGUGGCAUGCAUGUGCCCAAGAAACGGCCUGAGUUGCCUCCUGAUCUCGCUAAGUUUGUUGAAGACUCCCCGGAUGGUGUUAUCUUGAUGACCCUCGGCACGGAAUUACGCAGCAGCGAUUUAUCAACUGAAACCUUGUCUAUAAUAUUGAAAACUUUUGAGUCAUUGCCGCAACGGAUUAUUUGGAAAUUCGAGGGCAAUAAACGACCAAAUAUUAGUCGUAAUAUUUACAUGAACGAGUGGCUUCCAGUGCAAGCAUUAUUGGCGCAUCCAAAUGUACGAUUGUUCAUCAGCCACGGUGGAAUACUGGGUACCCUCGAGGCAGCUUAUUAUGCCAAGCCAGUCUUGGGCAUGCCUCUAUUUUUUGAUCAGAUCCGCAAUAUGGAACGAAUGAAUGAAGCCGGUGCAGCGAUUAUUGUGGACAUUCUUAAGUUGACAAGGAAUGAUUUCGAAUCAGCUAUUAAGCAAUUGCUUGACCAUCCUAAGUAUUGGCAUAGUGCUCAGACAUUAUCUCAAAGGAUUCGUGACCAGCCAAUGCAUCCACUGGACGCUGCAGUAUUUUGGACUGAAUAUAUCAUACGCCAUAGAGGUGCUCCUUAUAUGAGAGUGUCUCCCUCCAAUAUGAAGUUCAUAGAUUACUAUUGCGUGGACAAACUGUUAAUGAUCAUUGCACGUCUGAGUUUCAGUAUUGGCAUAGUUAUUUAUAUUGUUCGCAAAUUGCUGCAGUACCGUGAAAAAUUCUCUCGUCUCCUUAGGUUAAUUUGAACUCUAAAAAAUAAAAAGAGAGAAAAACAAAACUAAUGAAGUAACCGUUUAAGCUAUACUAAAAUUUUAUUAUCUAAUCUACACAUGUGUAUUACCUAUUAAAAAUCAGUACUAUAGUUCUUAUCUUAUCGCACUCUUUGCUUUCAAUUAUUUUCUCGAAGUCAACUAAAUUUAGAUUCGAAACAAAUACUUAUCGAAUGUUUUUGUCUGCGAGAUACUAUAUAGAAUUAACAUAAAAUAUAAUCCAAGGAAA